Molecule: messenger RNA, 957 nt
Organism: Colletotrichum destructivum
Lineage: Eukaryota; Fungi; Ascomycota; Sordariomycetes; Glomerellales; Glomerellaceae
Product: Putative NmrA-like domain, NAD(P)-binding domain superfamily
Exons: 6
Coding region: 1-957 (318 amino acids)
Source: RefSeq, a predicted model, not a curated record
AUGGUCAAAGUUGCACUUGCAGGCGGAGCUGGCAGGGUCCACGAGAUCCUGGUUUUGUCAAGAAGGGACGCCCCAGCCGAAGAGCUCUCCCCGGGAGUCCAGUGGGCAAAGACAACCUACGAUGAUGUCGACCAACUAGCCGAAACCCUGAAGGGCGUCCACACCGUGCUCUCCUUUGUGACCGGUUCAACCGAUCCCACCAAGACCGAGCAGAAUAGUGCCCAGAAAGUGUUGAUCGACGCCUCGAUCAAAGCAGGCGUCAAACGAUUCGCUCCUAGUGAAUGGGCUGCCGCCAAGUUCGAUCACAUGUUCUGGUAUAACUUCAAGGGCGAGACACGUACGUACCUGGCGGAGGUGAACAAGGAGAAAAAGGUCAUUGAAUACUGCCUCUUUCAGCCUGGUUUGUUCACCAACUACCUGACCUACCCCUUCAAGUCGUCCAAGCACGUACACCUCUUCGAGACCCCGAUCAACUACCAUCGGCGUCGAGCCCUCGUCACCGAGGGGAGAGAGGACGCCAUCUUCACAUUGACCACCGCCCAGGACUUUGCCAAAGUCGUAGCCUUGGCGGUCGAGUACGAGGGAGAAUGGCCCGUCAUCGGCGGCAUCAAGGGCGCCACGAUGACUGUCGGCCAGAUCAUCGCCCUCGGCAAGAAGCUCCGUGGAGAACCUUUCGAGGUCACGAGGCUCAAGGAUGAAGACCUCAAGGCCGGCGUCGUCGAGGCUCCGUGGCUGCCCUGGGUCGACCACCCGUCCAUCCCGGAGGAGUCGAUCCGAGCCUUCUCCGGAGCCAUGCUCUCCGGUUUUCUGCUGGGUGUCUCGGCUGGCAACUUCGAGAUCUCAGAUGAGUGGAACCGGCUCCUCCCGGACUUUCGGUUCACCCAGCCCGAGGACUUCCUGACGACCGCGUGGGCUGCCAUCGACGAUGGUGCCAAGAGUGUUCACACUGACUACUGA